Molecule: messenger RNA, 3865 nt
Organism: Pimephales promelas (fathead minnow)
Lineage: Eukaryota; Metazoa; Chordata; Actinopteri; Cypriniformes; Leuciscidae
Gene: gucy2ca
Product: guanylate cyclase 2Ca
Biological process (GO): receptor guanylyl cyclase signaling pathway; cGMP biosynthetic process; intracellular signal transduction
Cellular component (GO): plasma membrane
Molecular function (GO): guanylate cyclase activity; protein kinase activity; peptide receptor activity
Source: RefSeq, a predicted model, not a curated record
UAAAAACACAAAUGCAGAACACUCUCGCUGCAGUCAGUUUAUGAUGUCUUCUCAGAGACAUCAUGUGGACCAUGUUGUUGUUGAUCGGACCUUUCUGAUGGAAAUGAUCGGGAAUUACGGGCUUGAGGAAUGACAGGCCUCUUCUGAAGGACACUGGUACUCACUGCGGACGGGAUGUUGGGUUUUUUCUUGCUCUGGUUCGGCUCUGUGCUCUGCGUCUCUGGGUUCGACGUGUUGAGCUGCAGAAACUCCUCCGUCACUUUAAACGUGGUUCUGCUGGAGGAUGAAGAUUCGCCCUGGAGCCUGAAGUUCGUGAAGGACAUGGUGGAAAUGGCUGUCGAAGCGGAGAACAAACAAAACCAGGACGCGGGCCUGGACUUCCAGAUCACGGUUCUGUUCAGCGGGUUCAACACGACUCAUUACCGGCGCAGGGGUUGCGGCAGCAGUACGUGUGAAGCCGUGGAGAUCCUCAAGUCCCUGCAUAACAGCAGUGAACUCGGAUGUGUGAUGUUGGGUCCGUCCUGCACUUACGCCACUUUUCAGCUGGUGGAUCAGAAUGUGGGUCUGACGCUGACUAUCCCCAUCAUCUCCGCUGGGAGUUUCGGUUUGUCCUGCGACAACAAGGAGAAACUCACCCGGCUGCUUCCUCCGGCUCGCAAAAUCUCCCAGUUCUUUGUCUACUUCUGGGAAGCGUACUUCCCCAACCUGAAACCAAAGUGGAAAACAGCGUACAUCUAUAAAAAACCCAACAACACAGAGGAGUGCUUCUGGUACAUCAAUGCUCUGGAGGCGGGAUCCGCUUACUUCGCCACCAACAUAUCCAGAGCAAUGCUGUCGACUCCAGAUGAACUGAAUAUAUACCUGAAAGCUAAAGACCGACACAGCAACAUUUUUGUCGUGUGUGGGACUCCAGACGACAUUCUCCACAUUAAGCACACCUCCAAAAGUUCUCCAGAUGUGGUUUUCGUCCUGAUCGACCUGUACAAUGAGGGUUAUCACACCAACGUGUCCAGCUUCGAUCACAUGAAGAACGUGCUGGUGGUCACCAUGCACAGCUUCAGGAGCUACUCCAACCACACGGCCUGGAAGUCCAACGGAACGGCACUGAACGAUUAUGUGGUGGCUUACCAUGAUGCCGUGGUUCUCUUCGGUAAAAUGAUGAGAGACAAUCUGCUGGCAAUGAAGAAACAAUCGUAUGGUGAGAGCAGUGACAUCAUUCCCUUCAGGAACAUGACGUUUGAUGGUGUGGGUGGACACUAUGAAUUAGACGCCAGUGGAGACAGAGACUUCAAUCUGUCUGUGGUUUACACAUCCAGGUCAAACAAGUAUAGGACACUCUUUGUCUUCAACACGUCCCUGAACAUCACGCGGUUGAAUCACUCGAAUCCUGAACUGCAUUGGGACGGAUCACGGCUGCCCAGUGACAAACCCGCUCUCGGUAUGGAGACUCAGAACAUCAUCAUGAUCGUCCUCGGGCUCAGUGUGGUGAUCGCCACGGCCAUCGCUUUCAUCUUGUACAGGCAGAACAGGCGAGUGAGAAUCAAUCAGAAGAAAUGGUCUCACAUUAACCCGUCGGUCAUCACUCCACUGGACGACGAAGAGAGAAACCACUUCAGUCUGAGAAUCGAUGAGGAUAAGAAGGGUGACAACAGCGUCGAGAUACAACACAAAGGUCGAUACGACAAAAAGCCCGUCAUUCUGAAGGAGCUGAGAAACACCGACGGAAACUUCUCUGAGGAUCAGCGAAUCGAGCUCAACGCUCUGUUGCGCAUUGACUACUAUAACCUGACCAAGUUCUACGGGACGGUGAAGUUCGACUGUGGCGUGUUUGGGGUGUUUGAGUUCUGCGAGAGAGGAUCACUGCGGUGUGUGCUCAACGAUAAGAUCUCGUAUCCCGACGAGAGCUUUAUGGAUCUGGAGUUCAAGAUCUCCGUCAUGUACGAUAUCGCAAAGGGCAUGUCGUACCUGCACUCCAGUAACGUCAGCGUUCAUGGCCGUCUGAAAUCCACCAAUUGUGUGGUGGACAAUCGCAUGGUGGUGAAAAUCACCGACUUCGGCUGCAACACCAUCCUCACGCCCAGGAAAGACCUGUGGACGGCGCCGGAGCACAUGCGUGUUCAGGGAAUCUCUCAGAAGGGCGACGUCUACAGUUUCGCAAUCAUCUCGCAGGAGAUCAUCCUGAGGAAGAGCCCUUUUUACACCAGCUGCUGCUGCGACAUGGCAGAGAAAAUCUAUCGCGUUCAGUGUCCGCGGGGUCCGAACGUCUUCCGACCGGAUCUGAGCUUUGAGUCCGUUGGAGAAACUGAAGCUGAGCUGUUCGUGCUGAUCAAGAGCUGCUGGGAGGAGGAUCCAGAGAAACGUCCGGAGUUCAAGCGGAUCGAGGGCGCUCUGGGGAAGAUCUUCAGUAACUUUCAUAACCAGGCCAACGCCAGCUACAUGGACAACCUGAUCCGCCGGCUGCAGAUGUACUCCCGGAACCUGGAGCACCUGGUGGAGGAGAGAACGGCCCUGUACAAGGCCGAGAGAGACCGAGCCGAUCAGCUCAACUUCAUGCUGCUGCCGGGGCCAGUGGUGCGCUCUCUGAAGGAGACGGGGCGCGUGGAGCCCGAGCUGUACGACGAGGUCACCAUCUACUUCAGCGACAUUGUGUGCUUCACCACGCUCUGCCACCACAGCACACCCAUGGAGGUGGUGGACAUGCUCAACGACAUCUACAAGAACUUCGACAGCAUCCUCGACCACCACGACGUCUACAAGGUGGAGACCAUCGGUGACGCGUACAUGGUGGCGUCCGGUCUGCCGAAGCGCAACGGGAACAGACACGCGGUGGACAUCUGUCUCAUGGCUCUGGACAUCCUGGAGUUCUUGGGGACCUUCCAGCUCAGACACCUGCCGGAAAUCCCUCUGUGGAUCCGUAUCGGGAUCCACUCAGGUCCAUGUGCGGCAGGUGUGGUGGGUAAUAAGAUGCCACGUUACUGUCUGUUUGGAGAUACGGUCAACACGGCGUCACGUAUGGAGUCUACGGGCCUGCCUCUGAGGAUUCACGUGAGCGAGUCGACCAUCCAGAUCCUGCACCGGACCGACUGUCAGUUUGAGUGCGAGCGUCGCGGAGAAACACACCUGAAGGGUAAAGGGAAGGAGAUGACUUACUGGUUGACUGGAGUUACUGGGCAGAAAUACAACCUGCCGACACCACCAACAGCAGAGAACUUCCAGCGUCUGCAACAGGAUCUGGCCGAGAGGAUCGUCUCCACGCUGGAAAAACCCGGGAACGAGCUGCGGAAAACACUCUCUACACGCCAGCGGCGAUCACACACACACGCUCACACUCACAGCAGCGACAGUCAGCCUGAAUACCUGCACCUGACCGACCCCACAGCACACCUGUAGAGAAAACACACACUUACUCUCACACACACACAACGACCAACCCGAAUACCUGCACCUGACCGACCUCACAACAUAUUUGUAGAUAACACACACACUCACACGACGACCAGCCCGAAUACCUGCACCUGUCCGACCCCACAACAUAUGUGUAGAUAACACACUCACAAACUCACACCUAUAGUACAUAUACACACACACACAGCAGCGACGGCCAUUCCGAAUACCUGCACCCGACCGACCCCUCAACACACCUGUAGAGAACACACACACCUGUUAAUACAUAAUUCAACACCAAUUAAUACAUAAUUUAGCUAUGAAGUGUUGCUCAUUAUGUUUCAGUGUUCAUAAAAACCACUUUGAUUUAUUUAAUCCUUUAAUCAUUCUGAAACGGCUGAUUUUAAAAUGAAUGAUGUAUGUAAUGUACAAUAUGACUUCAUAAUUGUUUCUUACUCAUAGACAAUAAGACAACAAACUG